Ostertagia ostertagi is the source of this 351-nucleotide messenger RNA. The record is from the annotation of a GenBank genome assembly. NCBI's taxonomy places the organism in Eukaryota, Metazoa, Nematoda, Chromadorea, Rhabditida, Trichostrongylidae.
GUGUUUCAACUCUCCCACGAUAACUCAGCAUAUCAUGGACCUUUACAACAAGAUGACUGAAUUUCGUAAGCUGGGGUGUGACGUUUACCUGUUAACGAGAGGUCCUCCGAUUGGAACAAGAGGUGGAGCGUAUAUCAAGCUGAUUGGUGUUCCGUUUCGAAAACUGUACGAUGAAGAAGAGGCUCUCGCAGAACUGAAGGCACAUCGACAUUCUGCAAUGGAACUUGUUGGAUGGAGAGCUUUGCUUCGGGCAGUGGAGACAUCUUUGGCCGAGGAAAUUCGGCCGCAGACAGGUUACAAGAGAUCCGGUGAGGGACAAAAUGAGGAUCAAACUGGUUUCAUAGCGCAGAA